CACCCGUAAACUGCGCACAGGCAUGCGCACGCGAACCCGCGAAAACGAAAGUGACAGGUGAUACCUUACUAGACUGUGUCAUUGUGAUUGUGAACUGAAGGAGCAGUGACCGGAGCUGUGAUAUCCUGUAACAGUUGCUACCGUAUCUGAAAACACCUGGGAAGGUUUUCAUACACAGCUUCAAUAAAUAUAUGAAACCAAGAUAAUAUUCUGCCGCUGGACUACUGGACUGUGAAUAUGAAGAGGCUCAGGCUAUUGCUGGCGAUCGCGACGCUCCUUAUAAAGGAUGCAACAUGCGAGCCACCUGUAGAUUCAGCAUCGUUACCUUUGGAACAUCGAGGUGGAGGCGGUUAUGGGCCUCCUCUAUCACCUGCGCACUCGGACGAUCCAUGGCCGCUCGCAACGCCAGACAGCCCUAAAAUAAAACAUCUCCAAGUGCAGUGCGAGAAGACACAUAUGCGUGUCAACAUCGAGUUCGAUCGUCCCUUCUACGGCAUGAUAUUUUCCAAAGGAUUCUACAGUGACCCCCAUUGUAUGCAUCUUAAACCUGGCACGGGACACCUAAGCGCAACUUUUGAAAUCUUCCUAAAUAGCUGUGGUAUGUCGAGUUCAGCGAAUCACAAUGUAGCUACUUACGGAAGUCCAACACCCAGCGGCUCAUACGUCGAAAACACCAUUAUUGUCCAAUACGACCCCUACGUUCAAGAAGUAUGGGAUCAAGCACGAAAAUUGCGAUGCACUUGGUAUGACUUCUACGAAAAAGCCGUUACUUUCAGACCGUUCCAAGUUGAUAUGUUGCAUGCAGUUACGGCUAACUUUCUCGGCGACAACUUGCAAUGUUGGAUGCAAAUACAAGUCGGAAAAGGACCUUGGGCGUCAGAGGUAUCAGGAAUUGUAAAAAUAGGACAAACGAUGACAAUGGUACUUGCAAUUAAGGACGACGAAAAUAAAUUUGAUAUGCUCGUACGCAACUGUGUAGCUCACGAUGGAAAAAGAGCACCGAUACAAUUGGUCGAUCAAUAUGGUUGCGUUGUCCGACCCAAGAUCAUGAGUAAGUUCCAGAAAAUAAAGAAUUUCGGUCCUUCUGCAUCAGUUGUUUCUUUCGCUUAUUUCCAAGCUUUCAAAUUCCCCGACUCGAUGAAUGUACACUUCCAAUGUGUAAUUCAAGUAUGCAGAUACAAUUGUCCUGAACCGAAAUGCAACCUCGGUGCCGAUUACGGUGUUCCUCUUCUUGGUGGCAAUUCAUUAAGUGCAGGAGAUUAUGGGGUUCCUAACUCACCACAUGCAGAAUAUGGUCCACCGCCGGCUCCUCAUUCGGAAUAUGGUGUGCCUCCGGCGUUCCCUGACCCACGACAUCCAGCGGAUGCCACUGGGUCGUUUUCGGAAAAACGCGAUGACGCCGUUCCACCACCCCAAGCGCAAGUUUCUUCAACUCCUAACGCACCUAGUCCUUCAUCACCAGCUCCUGCUCGCGAAGAAGAUGAGGUCAAUCUACCACCUCCGCCACCUCCAGGCCGCCGCGGAGUAUAUAACACCGUCAAAAGAAAAGACGAAGGUCACGGCAAUCUUGCGACUUUAGGAGGACGUCCACGGUCAGUGGAGGACCUGCCAGAAAGACUCGUAGGUGUAAGGAGGCGGCGUGAAACAUCCACAGCGACACGAAUCUACAAGCGUGAUGCUCAAGAGAUGACCGAUGUGAAUACAAGUAGAAUAAUCCAAGUGGUCGCCCCGGGUGAUGUUAAUUUCGCAUUGAAUAAUGCAUCAGGCAACGAGACAGUGGUUAUACAGUCUCCAGCUACCGAUCCGGAGACGAUAUGUAUGUCAGUGCCGUCGUUCGUAGCUGGUCUGGUGAUGUUAUUAUUAGUGCUGGUGGUAUCAUCCCUGGUCGCUGCGUUCCUUUUCGUGCGUAUUCGAGCGCUCGAUAGGAAAGGUUCACAUGGAGCUGCGGCGUACUAUGAAACGGAUUACGUGAAGCACACAAAUUAGACGCGGAGCGUGCACGUGUGACGCGAGGACGUUACAUAAACUCUUCUCGGAUCCAAAGAUCAAAAGAUCUUCGGCCCCGGCCGGACGGCGUCGAUGCUGUCGCGGUCGCGAUCGAAGCAAGGUGACAUGUGACUUUAUUUAUUUAGUGAGUGUGAUGUAUAUGUUCGACUGUUGUUUUGUAAAUUAUUUUAUUCGUGUGAAAAGCACCUGUACUGCCUUUAUAGUCGAUACGUCUGUUGUAAUUUUGUAAAGAGUCGUAAGUAAGGUUAUAGAGAUAAGGAAGAUGUAUACCAAUUAAAAGUGUCGCGUGAGUAAAACUUUGUUUUCACUGAAUUCAAGAAUAUCCUAAAAAGUCGUGA
Messenger RNA from Diatraea saccharalis (sugarcane borer), 2345 nucleotides. Lineage: Eukaryota; Metazoa; Arthropoda; Insecta; Lepidoptera; Crambidae. The record is from the annotation of a GenBank genome assembly.